GUGCCUGUUCCAAGAUGUCCCUCUGGAGCAUCGUCUCCCACAUGCCAUCGGAGCAGUUCAGUGGCCUCUUUGAUGAGUUUCCCCGCAGCCUGCGCUGUCUUCUGGCUGACUGGCUGGAGAACCAGCCCUGGGAGUUCAUCAAUGGCUCUGACACCUUCUGCACCAGUGUGGCCAGCGGGUUGCUCUCAGCCAUGCUGGAGAAGCUGCGCAGCACUGCCGGUGGUGAGGGGCAGCAGUGCCAGAUCCUGCAGCAAGUCAGCAGCAUCGAGAAAAUCUACCAGCAGGACCCACUGCGGCUGGUGGCCGUCCUGAGAGCCAUCCUGGAGGGUGAGAAGACCGCCGUAAUAAAGACGGACCGACACCUGCCCCUCAGCUUCCACCGGCGCCAGGAGGAGAUGAAGUUCAGCCUGGGGCUGCAGCGGCUGCAGCACCAUGUCCAUGAGAUCCAGGCGCUGCGGGACAGCCCCACUGCCGCUUUGUCACUGAACCCACGGGACCCACAGAUGACAGCAGAAAAGAAACCCCUGGAGAACGAGUUGUCCACCCUGAUCCUGGAGGCUGUGAAAGAGCUGGAGACAGCCAAGCAGCAGGUACUGAAGAGGAUCCAAAUCUGGAAGAGGCAGCAGCAGCUGGCAGGGAAUGGGAUUGUCUUUGAGGAGAACCUGGCUCCGCUGCAGAAAAGAUGUGAGAGCCUGGUGGAGGUUUACUUCCAGCUGCACCAGCAGGUGAUGGCAGCAAGUGCAGAGCUGGGGGCUGAGCUGCUGCCGCGGCUCCUGGAGCGGCUCAACGAGGUGUUAUCCAGCCUGGUCAAGAGCUCCUUCCUGGUGGAGAAGCAGCCCCCACAGGUGCUGAAGACCCAGACAAAGUUCCAGGCAAGCGUCCGGUUCCUGCUGGGCCCCCAGCUGCUGAAGGCCUCGGCCAAGCCCUACACGGUGCGGGCGGACAUGGUGACAGAGAAGCAGGCACGGGAACUGGCACUCAGCGCCUACAGCAACACCCUCAGCGAGAGCACAGGGGAGAUCAUGCAUAAUGUGGUGGCCCUGGAGACCAACCCCACCAGCGGGACGUGCUGUGCCAACUUCAAGAACGUGCUGCUGAAGAAGAUCAAGCGCUGCGAGCGGAAGGGGUCCGAGUCGGUGACGGAGGAGAAGUGCGCUGUCCUGUUCAGCACCACGGUGGCUCUGACCCCCGGCAACCUCUCCGUUCAUCUCCAGGUCCUGUCUUUGCCCAUCGUGGUCAUUGUCCAUGGGAACCAGGACAACAAUGCCAAAGCCACCGUGCUGUGGGAUAACGCCUUCUCUGAGACCGACCGUGUGCCCUUUGUGGUGGCGGAGCAGGUGCCCUGGGAAAAGAUGUGUGAUACACUGAACCAGAAGUUCAUGGCAGAGGUGCAGACCACCAAGGGGCUUCUCAAGGAGCACAACUUCUUCCUGGCCCAGAAGAUCUUUAAUGAUUACAGUGCCAGAUUUGAGGACUUCCAGAGCCGCAGGGUCUCCUGGGCCCAGUUCAACAAGGAGAUCCUGCCUGGUCGGGGAUUCACCUUCUGGCAGUGGUUUGAUGGAGUCCUUGACCUCACCAAGAGAUGUCUCAAAAGUUACUGGUCAGACAGGCUCAUCAUCGGCUUUAUCAGCAAGCAGUAUGUCUGCAAGCUUCUGAGCACAGAGCCUGAUGGGACCUUCCUGCUCCGCUUCAGUGACUCGGAGAUCGGGGGUGUCACUAUUGCUCAUGUCAUCCGGGCCAAGGAUGGCUCCAGCCAGGUGGAGAAUAUCCAGCCCUUCUCUGCCAAGGACCUGUCAAUCCGCUCCCUUGGUGACCGCAUCCGGGACCUGGGGCAGCUCCGCAACCUCUACCCCAACAUCCCCAAGGACCAGGCGUUUGGAAGUCACUACAACACAGAAGAGCAGACGGGCAAGGAUGUCCGGGGCUACGUCUCCACCGCCAUCAAGAUGACAGUGGAAAGUGAAAGGGACCAGCAGUCCCUGAGUGCUGCAGGGGGACCUUCCCAGGCUCACCCCUUUGGCCAGCCCAUGCUGCAGCCUGAGCUGCACCUCGAGAACAUGCAGUCGGUGCUGAGCCCCAUCUGCCCCCCUGCUCCCUUUGGCCCCCAGCCCAUCCCCACGGGCUACCCCACAGGUGAGAGUAAUGUCAACAUGGUGGUCUCCAACAACCUCGGAUCCUCCUUUUCCAGCCCGUCACAGAUGCUCUCAGUGUCUCUGGUCACAGAUCCAGCGCUGCCCCAUGGCUCUGACCUUCCUGCCUUCAGGAAUCCCUUGCCUUUCAUGCCCAGCCACUACCUGCCAGGGGAGACCUCGCAGCUACUGUCCGGGGGUCCCUUGCCGGAGCCACAGGACGAGGAGAUGCCAGAGUCACCCCCAUUCCCAUUGGUGGAAUCACUGCUGCAGAGCCCUUCACAGUGGAUGCUGCCCCCCAGCGUGGAGCUGCCCCCCAGCGUGGAGCUGCCCCCCGCCCCCGAUUUUGACCAGUUCCUGCCAGAGAUGGCGGUGGAGGGCCCUGCCCUGGGCCCCCCCUUUGUGCCCCCCCAGCAGCACAGCGGGUACCCCAGCCCCAAUGUCUCUUGCUGGGGCCUGGGGGAGGCUCGGUGGGAUGACAGUGCCCGGCCAGGACAUGCGUGAGGGACUGCUGGGGGGGCACAUCAGACUGUGACCCCCCCACACAGCCUUCCCUGGGUUCCUGGACUCGAAUCGACUUGUGCUGGGGUGGAAGCUCUGGCAGGGGAGGGGGGGGAUUUUCCGGGGGGGGGCAGGACCCUGCCCUCCCCUUGUGUAUACGCUGCACUUUGGAGCACGGAGCCACUGCCCGCCCACGCCGGGUGAGGGGGGGUGUGGAGCCCGACCCGCGGGGGGUGCCCGUAGCCCUGCCUGCUGCCCCCAGCCCACGCCGCGGGCUCGGCCCCCCCCGGGGCUGGGAUGACUCAGCCGCGGGGGCGGGAAGCAGCAGCGGUAAGAGGCUGGGGCCGAGGUGGCAGCCUGGUGCGUGAUGAGGGUCCCUCCGCCCUGCUCGGGGGACACUGGGACACCCUGCACUGGCCCCGGGGGGCGACGGACCCCUUGUACACCCGCAUUAGGCGCUUGCUUUGGCGUUUGUGAGCUGCCCCUCGAGCCCGGAGUGGGGCCGCGGCGGGGAGAGGGAGCUGGGGGCAGAGG
Messenger RNA from Apus apus (common swift), 3164 nucleotides. It is a transcript of the gene STAT6, whose product is annotated as signal transducer and activator of transcription 6. The transcript is spliced from 21 exons. The record is from RefSeq and is a predicted model, not a curated record. The coding region runs from base 15 to 2633 and encodes 872 amino acids. Gene Ontology annotation, molecular function: RNA polymerase II cis-regulatory region sequence-specific DNA binding; DNA-binding transcription factor activity, RNA polymerase II-specific. Lineage: Eukaryota; Metazoa; Chordata; Aves; Apodiformes; Apodidae. Gene Ontology annotation, biological process: regulation of transcription by RNA polymerase II; cytokine-mediated signaling pathway; regulation of cell population proliferation.